AUGGAUCGAAUAUCAGCGGCUCUUCACGAAGCAGUCGGCCACCAAGCACGAGGGCGACAAUAUGCACAAGAGCCUCAACGUGCACUAGGCUGGCAGUACGUAGAGCUGCAACGUUCAUCAGGCGGCCUGCGAGAUCCAUCAGGGCUGCAACGCGCACCAGAGCUGCACCGUGGACCGGAGCCGCGCCAUGAAAUCGGCCCGCAAAGUGCAUCAGAAUCGCGCAGUAGGUCAUCGUCGUCACGUACGUCAGCGACUCCUGAUACAUCGGCGGCGCACCGCCCGCCCGUCACCAACCAUCACGCACCUGUCACGCACCACACAGUAGCAACCGGUGACGCAUCUGUUCCCCAGCAGUCCGAGAACAAGGACGCUGGAACUGGCGAGCAAGCUGCUGACGGCGCUGACGGCGCGGGCGCUGUUAAAUCUACCACACCCAAGCACAUUCUCGAAAAAGAGAAGCAAGCCCGGGUCGCGAUCAGGAAGCUGAAGGCCAAGACCAGUAUGGAUGGGCAGAUGGGCGAGUCUAUCACUAUGGUUCGCACCAACACUGGAGUUGAGUUCAGUGGUACGAUGUGGAAGGCGCCUGCCAAUGAUGUGACCAUUCCUACAACAGAAGAUGACAUCAAGGCCUGCGUCAAUGCUCUUGACCUGGCAAUGCACAACGUCGAAAACAUCCGGGAGAAGGCCGAUAUCAAGUCACCUACCAAUCGGUGGAACUCUGAGUCCAAGUAUUAUUUCCCGGAAGAGUACAAUGCAGCUGCUGGCCUGCUCGUGAAAGAGCUGAUCAAAAUCCACACCGACGGUUGGACCAAGCAGAUCUUCGACCAGAACGAGCGUGAGCAAUGUCAGCUUACCCAGUUCUACACGUUUGAAGAUCGAUUCGAAGGUCUUCGGGAACUGCUUCAUUACUCCAAGACGUCUUGCCAAGACAUCAUGAAGGGUUCCCGCUUCUACACUAUCAUCGCCAACCCGCGCAACCUGAUCCAUCGCACAGCCACCAACAAGACUGCCAACGUCAACAAAGGCCAGCAAAUUCGGGCAGGCAAAGUGGCAAUCAAGAAAGAAAGCAGCAAGGCAGCUUCUUCCAGCGGCGAAGACAAGGGCGACAAGGCGACACAGCAGGAUGGCGAGGAGGGCUCCAACAGCGAAGAGUCUACAAAAGUCAAGAAGGUCUCAAGGGGCAAGAAGCGCGCUCGCGAAGAGACCUUCGUUGCGGAGGACCCAGCUAGCCAAGCACCUCGCAAGAAAGCGCCUACGAAGAAGCGUCGCAGCGAGUGA
This is a messenger RNA of Alternaria arbusti, 1278 nucleotides long. RefSeq lists its product as uncharacterized. The record is from RefSeq and is a predicted model, not a curated record. Bases 1 to 1278 code for a protein of 425 amino acids. NCBI's taxonomy places the organism in Eukaryota, Fungi, Ascomycota, Dothideomycetes, Pleosporales, Pleosporaceae. The transcript is spliced from 3 exons.